ACUUCGUUCCUUAUUUUCCUUCAUUUAUUCUUAGAAGUGCAUUCAAGCGUAACACAUUUCAGUGGAAAUAUCUGAUAAUACUGUUCCUAAACUCUUUUGUAAUCAUGGCUAGUAGCAUUAUGAUGUCAACAUUUUCCCCUGCUAAUCAUUCACUAAGAACAACAGUACUGGUAAAGAAGAUUAGUGGAGACAAUGUGAUUCCUCUCGGCAUGAAAUCAAACACGAAACCGUCUUUUAGGGGGUUGAGGGUUACAGCGAGGACCCAAGCACCUCAAAAGAUCAAUGACUGCGUUCAUCGAGGAAACUUCACAAUUAGAUCGUAUGAGAUUGGCCCUAAUCAAAUGGCAACUAUAGGAACAUUGUUGAAUCAUUUACAGGAAACAGCUGCUAACCAUAUUAGGGAUGUGGGGCUGGUGGGAGAUGGAUUUAAUUCGACGCCGGAGAUGAGUAAAAGAGACCUAAUAUGGGUUGUUGCUAAGAUGCGGGUUGUCGUAGAUCGAUAUCCUUGUUGGGGUGAUGUAGUUGAAGUAGAUACUCGGUUUGGUGGUGCACCUGUGAAGAAUGGUUUCGCUAACCAUUGGCUUCUUCGUGAUGCCGAUACCGGUGAAACUCUCGCUCAAGCUAACAGUGUGUGGAUUAUGAUGAAUAAAAGAACAAGAAAAUUGUCAAAAAUCCCUGAGGAAGUUAGAGAUGAAAUAAUACCUCAUAUGAAGGAUAAUCGUAUCUGUGAUGACAUCAAACUGUCCAAGGUUCAUGACAACGAAGUUGACUCUCUCCAAACUGGUGUAAUUAAUUCUCUUACGCCGAUUUUGAAAAGUCAAGAGCUUUGUGACCUGGCUCUGGGGUUCAGGAGGGAGUGUGGAGUAGGCGAUGAGCUAAAAUCUUUGACAAGAGUUGUUGAAACUGGAGGUGGGUAUACCGAAUGUCAACACAUGCUUCAAUUUGUGAAUAGAAGGGAGGUUAUGAGGACAAGAACCAAAUGGAGGCCAUCGAACACACCAAUGCACUAA
Messenger RNA from Papaver somniferum (opium poppy), 1010 nucleotides. Its product is annotated as palmitoyl-acyl carrier protein thioesterase, chloroplastic-like. NCBI's taxonomy places the organism in Eukaryota, Viridiplantae, Streptophyta, Magnoliopsida, Ranunculales, Papaveraceae. The record is from RefSeq and is a predicted model, not a curated record. The transcript is spliced from 5 exons. Gene Ontology annotation, molecular function: fatty acyl-[ACP] hydrolase activity; acyl carrier activity. The coding region runs from base 105 to 1010 and encodes 301 amino acids. Gene Ontology annotation, biological process: fatty acid biosynthetic process.